Eurytemora carolleeae is the source of this 2526-nucleotide messenger RNA. RefSeq names its product bicaudal D-related protein homolog. The record is from RefSeq and is a predicted model, not a curated record. NCBI's taxonomy places the organism in Eukaryota, Metazoa, Arthropoda, Copepoda, Calanoida, Temoridae.
AUGGAACAGAAUCAGAGGCUGACCUCUGACCUCCGAGAUGUCGAGGAGAGAGAGAACAACCUGAAACAAGAAAUACAAAGAUUGCAAUUACAAUUUAAUCAACGAAGAACAAGAAUGCAGGCCCAUUUUGACCAAGUUGAGUCUGUCAGCUUGUUACUGGAGAGGGAGGAGUUGACCUGCUCCCUUGAAUACAGUUCACAAACUAUACAAGACCUGGAGAGAAGACAAAGAGAACAAGAAGCUCUCAUCAGAUUAUCUCUUCAAUCAGAACUAGACAUGUCCGGCACUGAAAGUGAAAAGAGUUUACGUAAACAGUUUGAAGCAAUAAAUGAAUUGGAAGAGUAUGAGUUUGACGGAGACGACAAUCAACAAUUUCAGGAUGAAGGGAGUUGUGUUUACACACUAAGUGAAGAAAUAUUAUCAGCAUAUUCCCAGCUGAAGAACAUGUGCAUUCUUAUCAGGGAAAGAGAAAAGGAUCGAAUUCCAGCAGUUUAUUCUGAGUCAUUGGAACAUAGUUCUCACAGUGACACUGUACAGAGCUUACAGAUUGGACAGUUAAAAUGUAUUGUCAUAGAAAUCAAAUCCCUUCUUCAUGAUAUUCUCAGGAUGGAGAGUAAAGAUGUAUGUUCCGCAUGUACAGGAGAAGAUGUAAGAUUAAGACUGGAGCAAGAACUUCAUUCAGCGGAACUUCAGGUUGAGUGUAAAACUAGAGAACUCCAGGUUUCAGAGACAACACAGAGAACUCAGAGGGGAGAGUUGUUAGACCUCAGGAGUAAGUUGACGUUACUUGAAGCCAGACUGAAAGCUGUAAACGAGGAGAGGGAAGCAUUAAAGUCUGAUUUAAUAAAUCUGACCCAGACAAGGGAGCAGAUAAUCCUUAGAAGCUGGGAAACCAGAAGUUUUGAAAUGAGAAUCUACAAAUGUGGAAAGCUGAAACACGUGUCAUCCAACCUUUACAAAUACAACAAAGCGUCUGAUCAGUGGGAAAGGCCAGUGAACAGCUGUUAGAGGCAGUACAGCAGAAGGUACAGAUAGCAGAACAAUUGGAACAAUGGGAGUCAGAUAUACAUACAGUUAUAGAAUCUAGACUUGAAGAGAGCAAGAUGUCAUCAGCUAAACAUUGCCAUAGUUCUGUUCAAAGAACUCUUUCAAAGCAUACAAAUAACAAGCUAGUGGGCCUCUUUCAGAGGUCAUAAUCAUACAAAAACAAGCUAGUGAGCCUUUUCAGAGGUCAUAAUCGUUCAAAUAACGAGCUAGUGAGCCUCUUUCAGGGGUUAUAAUCAUACAAAUAACAAGGUGAUGAGCCUUUUUCAGGGGUUAUAUUCAUACAAAUAACAAGGUGAUUAGCCUCUUUCAGAGGUCAUCAUUAAUACAAAUAGCAAGGGAAUUAGCCUCUGUCAGAGGUCAUAAUCAUAAAAAUAACAAGGUCAUUAGCCUCUUUUAGGGGGCAAAUCAUACAAAUACCAAGGUAAUUAGCCUCUGUCAGAGGUCAUAAUCAUACAAAUAACAAGGUAAUUAGCAUCUUUCAGGGGUUAUAAUCAUACACAUAAUAAAGUCAUUAGCCUCUUUUAGGGGUCAUAAUCAUACAAAUAACAGGGUCAUUAGCCUCUUUCAGGGGUCAUACUCAUACAAAUAACAAGGUCAUUAGCCUCUUUCAGGGGUCAUAAUCAUACAAAUAACAAUAUUAUCAGCCUCUUUCAGAGGUCAUAAUCAUACAAAUACCAAGGUCAUUAGCCUCUUUCAGGGGUCAUAAUCAUACAAUAGCAAGGUAAUUAGCCUUUUUCAGUGUUCAUAAUCAUACAUAUAACAAGGUCAUUAGCCUCUUUCAGGGGUCAUAAUCAUACAAAUAGCAAGGUAAUUAGCCUUUUUCAGAGUUCAUAAUCAUUCAAAUACCAAGGUCAUUAGCCUCUUUCAGGGGUCAUAAUCAUACAAGUAACAAGGUAAUUAGCCUUUUUCAGAGGUCAUAUUCAUACAAUUAACAAGGGAACUAGCCUCUUUCAGAGUUCAUAAUAAUACAAAUAACAAGGGAAUUAGCCUCUUUCAGAGUUCAUAAUCAUACAAAUACCAAGGUAAUUAGCCUCUUUCAGAGUUCAUAAUCUUACAAAUACCAAGGUCAUUAGCCUCUUUCAGAGUUCAUAAUCAUACAAAUAACAAGGUAAUUAACCUUUUUCAGAGGUCAUAAUCAUACAAAGAACAAGGGAAUUGGCCUUUUUCAGAGUUCAUAAUCAUACAAAUAACAAGGUCAUUAGCCUCUUUCAGGGGUCGUAAUCAUACAAAUAACAAGAUUAUCAAUCUCUUCCAGAGAUCAUAAUCAAAAUUUCACAGAUAUCUUAGAUUUUUUUUGCCGAAAAAUAUACAAAGAUUAUUCUGAAACUACAAAAAAUAUUUGAAUAUGUCAUUAAAGUUAUGAUUAUAUUAUCCUGUUCUUCGUGAACACUUUUUCUAACAAUUAUUCUAAUUGUGAUAUACAUUGGCUGUGAUACAAUUUGUGUAAUUAAAUCAGGAAAUAAAUUUUAAAAAUUAUAA